Gymnodraco acuticeps is the source of this 1570-nucleotide messenger RNA. RefSeq names its product endophilin-B2-like. Gene Ontology annotation, molecular function: protein binding. Lineage: Eukaryota; Metazoa; Chordata; Actinopteri; Perciformes; Bathydraconidae. Gene Ontology annotation, cellular component: membrane; cytoplasm. The record is from RefSeq and is a predicted model, not a curated record. Gene Ontology annotation, biological process: membrane organization.
UGGACCACACAGGUGCUCGGAUAGAGGAGUUCAUCUAUGAUAAGCUGGAUAAGAAGCUCCCCUCCAGAACCACCAACCCCGAGCUGCUGGGCCAGUACAUGCUGGAGGCCGCCAACGAGUUUGGCCCCGGGACCCCGUACGGCAGCACCCUAAUCACAGUGGGGGAGUACCAGAAGAGACUCGGCGGGGCUGAGCGUGAGCUCCUCCAAACCUCAGCUGCCACCUUCCUCACUCCUCUACGCAACUUCCUGGAAGGAGACUGGAGGACUAUAUCAAAAGAGAGGCGACUAAUGGAAAAUCGGCGACUGGAUCUCGACAUCUGCAAAGCACGCCUGAAAAAAGCCAAGCAGGCAGAAGCCAAAGCAGCGGCUGCACCUGAUUUUCAGGAGACCAGGCCUCGCAAUUAUGUUCUUUCUGCCAGUGCAUCAGCGCUGCUGAGUGAGGAAGUGGACAAAGCGGAGCACGAUCUGCGUGUGGCGCAGACGGAGUUUGACCGGCAGGCUGAGGUCACCCGGCUGCUGCUGGAGGGAAUCAGCAGCACACAUCUCAACCACCUGCGCUGUUUACAGGAUUUUGCCGAGGCUCAGGCCACCUACUACGCCCAGUGUCACCACUACAUGCAGGACCUGCAGAGGGAGCUCCACAAAUGUGCUAAUGCUGCCAGCGUCCCCCAGCCUCCUGCUGCCGUCUGCCCUGACCCUGUCUCUUCGGCAUUCCUGUCUGGACCAUCAUCUCCAGGGGCCACAGUCUCCUCUUUGUCUAGCCAGAGGCCCAGCACGCUGUCCAUGGAGCAGACACAGCUCCCAGUCACAGGCACCAGGAAGGCCAAGGUCCUGUAUGACUACGACGCCCAUGAUUCCAGCGAGCUUUCACUUCUUGCUGAUGAGCUCAUCACCGUGUACACUGUACCAGGAAUGGACCCUGAUUGGUUGAUUGGAGAACGAGGGAACCAAAAGGGCAAAGUCCCUGUCACCUACCUUGAACUGCUGAGCUAAUGGACCAGACAACAGGAAACAAACACACACACACACACACACUUACUUGUCUUCUUGUACACUAGUGGUAUGUUGAUCUGUGGAUAUGUAAAACACGUAUGUCUGAAAAGGUUUCCAUCUAGCAGAUGACUGUUUUCAUCAAAGGCUUGUAACUGUGAGCAACAGCUUUGUUUGUUGAGGCCAGCGGGUCAUUACACAGUUACUCUUAAAGAGUGGUGCAGUGACGCGUCCUAAAACCCGGAAUUAAGCUGCGGAUGGGUUCCCUCGACAAAAAAGCAAUGUAAUGUUGAAUAAUUUUAGAAUCAUAAAUCUAUCUAUCAUAAAUCUAUCGAUUAGAUCGCUUUUUUGUUGAGGGAACCCAUGCGCAGCUCACUCCCGGGUUUUAGGAUGCGUCACUGCACCACUCUAUUCCAGUAAUAAGUGUGCAAUGAACCCACAAACCACCACACUCGAUAAUUUUGUUGACAGUGAAGUUUGGUUGAUUUGGUGUGAAACAUUAUGUUUUUACAACAAAGAAUUUGUGAGGGAUUCAAACAAAGACAUUACGUAAUCCAUAAAAAGAUCAUUCCAAUUUA